AUGACUUUACUUGUUGAACAUUCAUUAAGCCCAUCCAAGAUUCGAGGGCAAGGAUAUGAUGGGGCUAGUAACAUGAAGGGUGAGAUACAUGGACUUAAGACUUUGAUCAUGAAAGAUACUCCAAGCGCUUACUACGUACAUUGCUUUGCCCACCAGCUUCAACUAACAUUGGUAGCCAUUUCAAAAAAGAACGAUGAUUGUAGUUGGCUUUUUGAAACUGUUAGUAUUUUGUUGAAUGUAAUUGGAGUUUCUUGUAAGAGAAAUGAAUUGCUUCGCGAAGUUCAAGCACAAAAAGUUGCUCAUGUCUUAAAAAUUGGUGAAAUUGAAUCGGGAUCGGGAUUGAAUCAAGAACUUAGUUUGAAGAGGCCAGGAGACACUCAUUGGAGUUCUCACUACAAGACUCUUUUGAAUAUCAUGGACUUAUUUUCUACAAUUUUUGAAGUUCUUACGAUGAUUGGAAAGAAAGAUUCCGUUUUCGAUGAUAAGGGAAAAGCUCAAGGCAUUUUGUACUUACUAGAGUCAUUUGAUUUCAUGUUUAUGGCACAACUAAUGACUACUAUAUUUGGGUACACUAACAAUUUGCGUCUUGCUUUGCAAAGAAGAGAUCAAGACAUCAUUAAUGCUAUGAGGCUUGUCACUUUAACCAAAGAUCAACUACAGAAAAUGAGGGAGGAUGGAUGGGAGAUUCACUUGAACAAGGUAAUCUCAAUUUGCAAUAAACAUGGCAUUGUUGUUCCAGAUAUGAAAGCUCACUAUAGCCCUCAUGGAAGAUCAAAACGUUUUGUUCAACAAGUUUCAUAUCUUCAUCAUUUUCGUGUUGAUGUGUUUAUCAAAGUGAUUGACUUAUUACUUCAAGAACUUGAUAAUCGAUUCGAUGAAGUUAAUAUGGAGUUGCUCAGAUGUAUGGCUUGCUUCAAUCCUAAAGAUGGUUUCUCUUCUUUUGACAAGGAGAAGGUACUCAAACUUGCCACUUUUUAUCCUUCCGAUUUUUCAAACAUUGAUUUGAUGGACCUUGAGUGCCAACUUGAUAUAUUCAUUGGAGAUAUGAGAAGUGAUGAAGACUUUCUUAAUUUGCGAGAUAUUAGUUCUCUUUUGGUGAAGCUUGUUGAAACAAAAAGAGAUGUGGUUUAUUCGCGUGUGGUUUUGCUUAUCAAGUUGAUUUUGAUUAUUCCGGUUGCCACUGCAAGUGUAGAGAGAGUGUUUUCUGGAAUGACGUUUGUGAAGAAUAAGUUGAGAAAUAGAAUGGGUGAUCAACCUUUGAACGAUUGUUUGAUCACUUUAAUUGAGAAAGAUGUGUUUCUACAAGUAUCCGAUGAUGAUAUAGUGAAUCGUUUUGAAGAAAUGAAGACUCGUCGAAAAAUAAAUUAG
Messenger RNA from Salvia splendens (bonfire salvia), 1368 nucleotides. RefSeq names its product zinc finger MYM-type protein 1-like. The coding region runs from base 1 to 1368 and encodes 455 amino acids. The transcript has a single exon. Lineage: Eukaryota; Viridiplantae; Streptophyta; Magnoliopsida; Lamiales; Lamiaceae. The record is from RefSeq and is a predicted model, not a curated record. Gene Ontology annotation, molecular function: protein dimerization activity.